UUUUAGAUAGGGGGCACAAGUAACCCGUGUAAACAUGGCGGUCUAAAACUACAACUACACAGCAGAGCGAGGCUCUCUCUUCUGGGCGGCUCCAUUCCGCUUCCAGCACUCCGACACUGCUCAGUGCUCAGAGAAGUAACCUAACACAAACAUGGCGCCCACUCGCAACGACACACAGCGCUCGGAGUGAGCUGAGAAGUGGGGAGAAGUUUUCAGGAAUACACGCUGUUGUUCUGCGCUGUUGUUCUGGACUGUACUGGACAUCGGUUCGGUGCUCAGAGGCUGUGUGUGUGAGAGAGAGAGAGAGCGAGCUGAACGCUGAGUUGUCUUAAUGUCGGCGCGCUUUCCUCCAGACCUGUAAACAGCUGGCACGUCCAGCCAUGAUUGAAGACAAGGGUCAUCGCGUGACGGACUACUUUGUGGUGGCCGGACUGACGGACAAGUCCACACCACUGGAGCAGGACCUGUCCGAGACCAAGUCGAGCGGACCCAAAGCCCCCAUCACUGACUUAGCAGUGAUUAACAAGUCAGCGGGUGAAACGGUGCCUGAGGGUUUUACAUGUAUAGAAAGCACAUACAGCGGCCAGCAGGCCAAUCUCAACCACGGCAGCCUGAAAAGUCCCGAACUCUUUCUUUGUUAUAAGAGAGGCCAUGGAAAGCCCCCCCUCUGUGACAUUGGGGUAAUGUAUGAUGGGAAAGAAAGGCUGAUCCAGGGCUGCGAGGUUAUCCAGGCCACACCGUAUGGUCGCUGUGCUAACGUCAAUAACAGCUCCGCCACAUCUCACCGCAUCUUUAUCACGUUCAGGCGAGCGCCGCAUGCCCAGCCUCGCAACUCUCUGGCUGUUACAGACAUCUGUGUAAUAGUCACAAGUAAAGGAGAGACUCCGCCUCAUACCUUUCUCAGGGUGGACAAGAACCUGAACUGUGGAGUGUGGGGGUCCAGUGUGUACCUGUGUUACAAAAAGUCAAUGUCCUCGUCCAACUCGAUUGCCUAUAAAGCGGGUCUGAUCUUCCGCUACCCAGAAGAUGAUUAUGAGAACUUUCCCCUUUCUGAGUCAGUGCCUCUGUUCUGUCUUCCUAUGGGGGCCAAGAUUGAGUGCUGGGCUCCAAACACACGCUACCCCUCACCUGUCUUCUCCACGUUUGUCCUAACCAACUCGUCUGGGGAAAAGGUGUAUGGUGCAGCCAUCCAGUUCUAUGAGCUCUACCCAGCAGAGAACUUGAGUGAGAAGCAGAAGAUUCAACUUGGACUCCUCACCACUGUGGACAAGAAGCCCAUUCCCAAUCGCACAGUCAACGCAAACAAGUGCAUCUGUGUGCUGUCCCGCUGGCCUUUCUUCCAAGCUUUUAAGGACUACCUCCUCUUCGUUUACAAGCUCUCGACUAAUGCUGGUGACCCUCUGCCCAUUGAGAAGCACAUCUCUCAUUUUAUGAACAAUGUGCCCUUCCCUUCCCCCCAGAGACCCAGAAUACUGGUCCAGCUCUCGCCACAAGACAGCUUGAUGCUGUCCCAGCCUGUAUGUACACCUUUACCACUAAGUGGUGCAGAUUAUAGCACUUUGCUUGCAAACCUGGGUUCAGAAAACUGUGCAACACUGCUGCAUUUGGUGCUGCUGGAGAACAAGAUCCUUUUACACUCACUCCGACCAGCUGUACUGACUGGUGUAGCUGAGGCUGUAGUGGCGAUGAUUUUUCCAUUUCAGUGGCAGUGCCCAUACAUCCCUCUAUGUCCUCUUUCUCUGGCUGGGGUCCUAAAUGCACCCUGUCCUUUCAUUGUGGGUGUGGACUCCAGAUAUUUUGAUCUCUAUGACCCCCCGCCGGAUGUGGUUUGUGUGGAUCUGGACACCAGCACUAUUUACCUGUCUGAUGAGAAGAAGAACUGUAGCUGGAAAAAUCUUCCCAAAAAACCCUGCAAGAGCCUGAUGAACUCGCUGGUUAAUCUGCACCAACAGCUUAAUACAGUGAGACAGUCAUCUCCAGAAUAUUUGGCAGUGGAGAUGACACCGAUUGAGGCGGACUUCACCUGGCAUAAAAAGAUGACCGGCCUUGAGAUGGAGGUCCAGGAAGCUUUUCUGCGCUUUAUGGCCUCCAUACUAAAAGGCUACCGUUCUUACCUCACACCCAUCACCCAGGCACCAUCAGAGAAAGCCACCUCUGCCGGCUCCCUCUUCGACUUGCAGGGAUUUUUAAAGAGCAGAGAUCGUGCUCACCAGAAGUUCUAUACACCGCUCACGAAGACCCAGAUUUUCAUUCGCUUCAUUGAGGAGUGCAGUUUUGUCAGUGACAAGGACACCGGCCUGGCUUUCUUUGACUACUGCAUUGAAAAGCUUUUUCCAUCUGAUAAAGGAACAGACAAGGGCACCAAGGUUGAAGGAGAGCUGUCAGAAGAUACCAGGCUGGUGGAGCUGGAUGAGUCCCAGAAAAGCGAGCACACAGUGUUUGUCAUGCCUCCCGAACCCCCUCCUGAUGAUGGCACAGAGCCUCCUCCUAAAUACAGCUACAAGAGCUUCCCUCAAUUACAGCUGGAGUUGUUUGAUCGGCCGCUGACACCGAAACCAGCACUUAGCACUAGAGUAGCAGGUUCCAGUGAUUCCAACAGCCCUGCACUCCUGGCUAAAAGAACCAAACAGGAAGUCAAGAUGGCCUACAAGAUGGCAAAGCGCUACUAUUCAAAUCCUCCGCUGUGGGCAAAGUGUCUGUUCAGCCACUGCUACAGCCUGUGGUUCAUCUGCCUUCCUGCAGGCAUGCGUUUGGCCCAGUCAAAACCUGCUGCCAUGCAGCAAGCCCUUGAUGUCCUAAUCAAGAUGAGGAGCUCAAAGAUAGAGCUGCUGGAUGAGGUGUGUUACCGUGUGGUGAUGCAGCUGUGUGGGCUGUGGGGGAUGCCAGUCAUGGCUGUUCUUGUCUUAAUGGAGAUGAAGCAGGCUGGUGUUGAGGCCAAUGCCAUCACUUAUGGAUACUAUAACAAGGCUGUCCUGGAGAACCCUUGGCCUAACCAGAACCGCAGCGGACGUUUUAUGUGGACCAAGGUGCGAAAUGUAGUUCGAGGAGUGACUCAGUUUAAGCAGGCUAUAAAAAGAGAUCAGUCCAAAGGCACCCCUCCCAUUACAGCAGUAGUGUCACUGGAUGCAAUAGCAGAUGGAGAUGGGGACAGAUUCAGUCACUGCAGUGCAGACAGCUCCAGUGAAGCUAACGGAGAUGAACAUGUACUGUUCUCACGCCGCCUAACUGGAGGAGACAAAGAUGGGUGUCACUCUAGCACAGGUGGACAGUCUGACCAGGGUUAUGGAUCUAAAGAUGAGCUUCAUCAGGAUGCUUUAGAUGCUGCUAAAACAACAGAAUGUUCUCUUGCUGUUGAUAAACACACCCACAAGAGUAAACCUAUCAAGAGUCAACAGAAUGGGAGGAACAUUGCCGGUUCUGUUGAUAGUGCACUGGCAGUAUCAGAGCCUCCCAGCCCUGCUGAACCUACGCCUCCUUUAGCCAGCAUCGUAAAACAGUCUCCUGGGGGAUUUGAUAAAGCAAAAGACUCAGGUGGUUAUUUCUUCACUGCUCACAAUAAGAGUAGGGACAUUGCUCUGACAGAGGAUGAUUGCCCUGCAAACCCGGACUUGAUGCAAAGCAGCCAGCAGCAGAGAGCCAAAGCCUUCGCCGAGCGCAGCUGCAGUUUUAGUGCGGAGAGUCGAGCCGGCAUGCUGCGCAAGAAGAGCAGUCUGGAGCUGAGCGUGGACCACAUGGGCGCUGAUGCUAAAAUCCUUACCGCUGCUUUUUCUGGGGGCAGGACUCCACCCCCUAUUACUUUCUCGGACUCUUUGUUUAAAGACCUGGAGGUCAAACCUGAAGCAAGCUCAGGUAUUUUGGUGGACGUUGAUGAGAAAGAGAUGGAGGAAAUAGAUCUGAUGAGUUUUGGGGAGAAAAGGAAUGAAGAAAAGGACAAAAUCCAGGAGAGCCAUGAAGCAGUAACGCCCAAGGGAAAUGAUGCCAUGAGUAGGAGUGUAAGCAACUCCUCAUCCUCCUCUAAGGCAGUGGAAAGAGAGGAUGUAGAAAUUGGUGCAGAUCCUCUUUCCCAACUGGCCUCAGAACGCGAGGAGGCAGUGUCCAUUCAGAGCCAAGAAUCUGCACGCUUCGUCCCGCCGGUGGUCUCCCGAAACCUCGCUGAUGAGAUAGAGAUGUACAUGAACCUGAAGAGCCCAUUAGGAUCCAAGGCCUCCAGCAUGGAGCUGCGCCAUGACGACCAGCUAAAGAAUGAUUCUGUGGACACUCCUCCGUGCAAACAGCCUCUGGAACGAAGAUCCAGCCUCCCUGCAGCCCCUGUCAAGACCCCAGAUUUACUGGAAACCCCCAAACGCAGUCCCACUGUCACACGCUCCAAGACUUUUGCCAGCAAGUACCUGAAAACACCUGGCUCUGCAGGUCAAAGGUCAUCCCUGACUGCACUAGUGAAGUCAUCGCAGAGUGCAUCACUGGGCUCAGUUAUCAACACCAUAUCAGGCAUCAAGAUGGACGCCUUGCUUUCAGGACCCAAAGUGGAUAUGCUGAAGUCGGGCAUGAACAAGGCAGCCAAUGUAGCCAGUAAAGUUUGGACAGUUGUAGCUUCUGCCUACUCCUACUCGGACGAUGAGGAGGAGCAGAAUCAGCCACGGGACAGCUUUCCUGCUCGACUCGAGGAACAGAUACUCUACGGAGAAGCAGCAGCAGAAGCCGCUGUACCCAGAAACCUGAUGCCCGGACUGGCCUCUAACGGCCUCACACACAGCAGUACAAGCUUGGGUAGCAGCAGUGGGAGCAGUGAUACAGGCCGGGGACAGCAUGCUACAUCCAUGACUCCUGGCAGGUCUGUUAUGGGUGCAGACUCUGAACAGAGUUCAUCUCGGAAUGCCAGCACCUCUAGCAUCUACCAGAACUACGCUUUGGAGGUGCUAAUGUCGAGCUGUUCUCAGUGUCGCUUCUGUGAGGCUCUGGUUUAUGAUGAGGAAAUUAUGGCAGGAUGGACGGCAGAUGACUCCAACCUGAACACCACUUGUCCUUUCUGCCAAAACACAUUCCUGCCUCUGCUUCAUGUAGAGUUUCAUGACCUGCGAGCUUCAUCUGGGUUCUAUCUAAAGCCGAGCACGUCAGGAGACAGUGUCCACAGUGCUAAUACACAGCAUACAGCCUCAGAUUGCUCAGAGGUGAAGGUGGGCAACCCCAGUGACCCAGCCGACCUCGUCACCUUUGCUGAAUCUCCAGACAGCAAGGACGAGGCUGUUAAACCCAAACUGCUUGUCUCCGAGCCAGUGAUUUCUGACCCUCUGGGCCUGCUGAAAAGGCAGGCUGAGAAGCGUGGUUCGUCUUUGACUCGCAGUAACAGUGUGGGAGGACCUCUGCAGAGUCUGGAUUCCAUCCAACGUCCCAAUCAUGGAGUUUCUACCACCAGUCUGCCAAAUAGCUUGGAUACGCUGGAUCAGAAGCAUCCUAACCCAAAGCCAGUGUCGGUUCCUUAUCUCAGCCCUCUGGUUUUACGGAAGGAGCUAGAGUCCUUACUAGAAAAUGAUGGUGAUCAGGUAAUUUACACCCACAAGUUCCUCAGUCAGCAUCCUAUCAUCUUCUGGAACCUGGUGUGGUAUUUUCGUCGACUGGACCUGCCCAGCAGUCUGCCUGGACUCAUACUGACAUCUGAACACUGCAACAAUGGUGUACAGCUGCCGUUGACGUCCCUGGCUCAGGACAGUAAGCAAGUGUACGUGCAGUUGCUGUGGGACAACGUCAACCUUCACCAGGAACCCACUGAGCCUCUUUAUCAGCAGUACAGGUUUUUCUUGCGGAAGAAGGGCUCUUUGGCUCCCACUGACUACCAGGAGAUAAGGACCCUCCUCAACAGCAUUGUCAGAAACAUCCAGACCAAUGACGUUUAUGAUCCCAUUAACCUGCUGCUUAGAGAGAUCAAGAGACAUCCAGAGGUCAAGCGGCAAAGGAGUAUAUACAGGGAGAUUAUGUUCCUUUCACUUGUGGCCUUGGGAAAGGAUGACAUUGAUAUUGAGGCCUACGAUCGGGAGUAUCAGCUAGCUUAUGAAAAGUUGAGUCCGGAGCAGCUGAAAGUGCUCUCAUCUAUUGACAGACCACCCUCCAACAGAGUGCAGUGGUGCCUUAAGUGCUUCGGAGCUCCUUUCAUCUGACAUAAGACCAUAAAUCAUAUUUUCCUUAAUGUCCUAAGACAUUUUGGAGACACAGUCCAUGUAGACAUUGUGUUGAAUAUAAUGACUGUCUCUCUGUGUAUCGUUAUUAUAAAAUGGUACCUCAUCGUCCUUCGUCAGAGAUUUGCAUCUGAGUCCGAGCCUGCACUUCGGUGUUUGGCUGUACCAAUAUGUUGCAUCGUGCUUUUGAAGUCUUCAAAUGUUAUAAUUAAUUUCUUUGGUAUAUUUAUGUUUAUGAACCAGUGGGAGUAAUGCAUCUAAAAGGACGGGAACCCAGUCAGUCUGUUAACACUGCCUUGCGUCCUAAGUUUCCCUCCAAACAAACCUGUGGAAGAAGUCCAGUGAGAGUGGAGAUGCUUUCCCUUCAGAUCAAUGGUCUUAGAUGUGCACUUUCAACAUUUCUUUUCAUUUUCAUUGUUUGUAUAUAUUUUUCUAUGAUAAAUUGUUUAAAGUAGAUUGCUUUUUACUGAGUGAGGGAUCUGUAUCUAUUUCAGUCAGUUUUACAUGCAAGUUAUAUCAACAACCUGGGGCUCUAGUGUCACAGUACAAGGAUAAAUGUGUGUGAGUGAGUGUGUGUGGGCAGAUGUGUAAAUUGACUCUGUGUGCAUUGGGACGACUGUGGCAACAGACAAUCAUUACUAAUCUAAAAAAAAGUUAAAGAAUAUCUGUUUCAAUUAAGGUAGCAAGGUUGUGAAAACGGUUUGAAACGGUCUUUCUGUAAAAGAUAUCGUUUCAAUAGUUUUACUGGAAGAUAAGUUUUGUUUUUUACACCUUCGGACCUAAAUUUUGGAUGAUUGGGGGAUAAUAUGUGUGUAGAAAUCAUUUAUAAUCCAUCCAUAUGAAAGUAAACGUUUCUUUAACAGAGACUCAAACAGUCCGUUUGAACCUGUAUGUGUAUGAACAGUACUUUCAAGUAUGAGUAACUUCUGUAACACCUUUUUUUUCAUGCGUGUCCUUAUAUGAUUUUAAUCACAUAAUAAGUACUGAACAACCCACAAGCAAUGAUUUUAAGCUUUCAGUUUAUAUUAGUUUAGUUUGAGUAGAAGGAAUUAAGCACACACAAACAAAGCACAGUUUUGAAGGAAAAAUAAAGUCCAGCAUCAAGUUGCUACAUGAAGCUACAGAAAUUUGCAGACUCGAGUUCUGCACGUGCUCUGUUUUGGCAGUUGGAGUUGGAUGUGGCUUCCACCCUAACAUUGCCAGAGCUGGAUUUACUUAUUGAUUCUGACUCUUAUCGAUUUCUGUAUUGUUUUUUUUUUUUUCAGUUCAUACAAGAAGUCAAAUUUGUUUUCCACCUUAACAAGCACAGAACCUCAAGGGUAAUGAUUAUAAUCCCAGUAUGAUGGAAACACAAGAAGAAAUUGAAUCGCUUUGGGCCACAUCAUACAUCAGUUUAUAUAUCAGUGCUUGUGCUUUAGCGAUUUGUGUAUAGCUUUAAUAAGGUGACAAAUAACUGCUCUCUGUCCAUAUUGAUGUUGCUUUAUGCCUUGUAAAGACAUAAAACCACCUCCUUAACAUCCAGAUCUCAAAGUGUGAGGCCAUGCACCAGCUUUACUAUAUCACUUACGUGUACAAAUGUGUAUCAUGUCCAUUUAAAUAGUAUUUUGUUAGUUUAAUUCAGUUUGGUUGUCAGUCAUGUUUUGUAGAUGUAGAUUCAUUUAACAUUGUAUAUAAGAUUUUAAAUGUGUCUUGGGUGCCGUUUCACCUGCAUUUUUAUAUGGAUCAUCUCAAUUUGGAUACAAUCCCGAUACACAAUAUAUGAAAUGACCAGGUGUGAGCUGUUAGGAAUCUGUUAUAUUACAUUUUCUGCUAUUUCUACAUGCACAUGCUCACCUUUUUAUUAGCCCUCAGUAGUUUCAGUAGUUGUGCCUUAAAGAAGGUAGGUUUUACUACUAAUAAAUUAACGUUAUAGAGUGCAACUUGCCUUAAUUUAUUUAUCCUGUCUGUUAGAUGGAUGUGUAGUUAUUUGACAUCUGACAUAAAUUGUCCCAUAUUUUUCUUCUUGUAAAAUAAUCCGGGUUUGUUUUGGGGAAAUUAUCAAAUUUUUUUUGUUAUGCAUCUGUAUAAAGGACAAUUGCUUGUACUUCACUAACAUUUCUUAAAUGAUAAAUACAACAGAAUUAAUUCAAUGUUAUUCAUUGGUAGUGAAGUAUUUAAAUGAAAGCUUGAGAAAAGAGCUAAAGCUUUUUGUGAGUGUGUAAGAAUUAGUUAUGGGGAGAUAAAAUGCUUUGGUUGUGUAUGUGUGCAUUGGGAGCAUGCUUUCUGGGAUAUAGCAAAUUAAUACUGAUUUAGAAUGAUCUUAGUACUAGGGUGAGGAUUAUUGCAAAUCAGGAUUAGAGGAUGUUUGUCAUUUGACUUAUAGUGCAGAAGCAAUUGCUCAAAUGGAGGAGGGUUUUUGGGUAGAACGAAACAAAUACUUUUGUAUAAAGCAGAGUCCACAUAAAAUACAUCAACAUCGUAUUAGAAACAGUAAGUAAACUACAGUUGUGUUGAUGUAAAGUAAUAUAUAUACUUUAAUUGUCUUAUAUUAAUAAACAGCUUCCAUGUCUAUAGGAAGGUUUUUCACAAUA
Trichomycterus rosablanca is the source of this 8740-nucleotide messenger RNA. RefSeq names its product DENN/MADD domain containing 4C (gene dennd4c). Gene Ontology annotation, molecular function: protein binding. The record is from RefSeq and is a predicted model, not a curated record. Lineage: Eukaryota; Metazoa; Chordata; Actinopteri; Siluriformes; Trichomycteridae. Bases 381 to 6152 code for a protein of 1923 amino acids. Gene Ontology annotation, biological process: regulation of Rab protein signal transduction. Gene Ontology annotation, cellular component: ESCRT I complex; cytoplasmic vesicle. The transcript has 34 exons.